AUGAGCUCUGAACCGCAGUGCCACGACACGGGUGGCUCCUAUCCACCUGAGCCUACAUCUGGAUCUUUUGGUGUUAAAAAGGAACAACUUGAAAACAUCAGGGACACCAACACCGACAGCACUGCAGCCUCUCCAUCUCAUCACGCUCAGCUGGACCUGGCAACCGGCGCCAACAACCACGAGCACGAACCCCAAGAUCGAGAGCGGUCUGACGACUGGACCGUGGAAGACCUUUUGGACAUUCAGGAAGGGAGACACCAAGAGAUCCUACAGGAAAUCCGUGCUGCAAACGCAGAGGACAGGAUCGUUUUGAACCAGGCGAUGGGGCAAAACAUAUCUACGAAUCUCAGCCUGGGGUUCCAGCGCAUCGAGGAGUUCUUCACAAACUGGGCGCAACAAUUCACUCAGCACCAUCUAGUGAGCAAAGUUGCCUCGCUUGAGGAGCGACUGAAUCUGGCAAACCAAACAAACCAGAAACUCAGCGAGGAUUUCAAAGAGAUGCGCACCAAACACAGAAUCGCCUGCACCAAACUCGACAAGGCUCUCUGCGAGAGAGACGAGCAAAGACGCCUCGCGGAUGGAGGAGCCCUUGCCAACUCUACCAAGGCGACAGACGAUGCUGUUGUGGACAAGUGGAGGAUUCUCAGCUACAACAUUCACACAUUGGCCCAUUCUUUGGCAAAGAGUCCUCCAUCUCAGCGGCUUGAUCAGAUCGCUCUUUCUCGGCUGAGUUGGAUCUCGCAGUCACAUCAAAAAGAGAUUCAUGACCAAGACUACCGAGAGUUUCUUCUCCAAGGUUACCUGUGGCGCAUGGUCAACGGCAAAGUAUUUAACGUUGGUACUCGCCUCUGGGGUGGCCCUAGGAUGGCCGGCCUCAAGACUGUCCAGAAAAACCUCAUCAAUCGUCUCGGAGAGAAAGCUCUAGAGCGCUCUGAGAUUUGCCAGCAAGCUGCGAGAUGGCUUGCUCAAGGAUCGGGCAUUCUCGAUCAGCUCUGGGGCUGUGAGUCAGGAGGCGCGAGUGCCCUUGCCAACAUCGAAACCAAACGCCUGAUGCCAUUCCUCUCGGCCCAAAACGCCAGCUCUGAUAUGGCAGAAAAGGUCAACGAUGAAAUCAAGGUCAUUGUCGAGUGUGCCGUCGAGCUAGACCAGAUGUUCAUGUGUUCCAAGGCACUCUUCCAGCUCCAUUGGAAAGACCAUUGCCAGGACCAUUCAAAGCGUCAGCGAUACAACUCAAGCAGCAUGGAUGUAGUUGGCUACGAAACCGAGCCGUCCUCGGAGAGCAUUGUCAAAAUGGUUAUUUCGCCCUUCCUCUACAAGGCUGGAAACGCAGACGGCCAGAACUACGAAUCCUCGAUGCUGCUCAUCAAGGCUGAUGUGGUCUGCGAUUAG
Molecule: messenger RNA, 1389 nt
Organism: Fusarium falciforme
Lineage: Eukaryota; Fungi; Ascomycota; Sordariomycetes; Hypocreales; Nectriaceae
Exons: 2
Coding region: 1-1389 (462 amino acids)
Source: RefSeq, a predicted model, not a curated record